CCCAGCGGUGUGCAGGCAGCGAUGGCCACGGGAGAAGUGUUGAAGAAAGCGUCGGUGAGGAACGUGUCGGUGGAGAGAAAGAACCUCAUCACCGUGUGCAGAUUCUCAGUAAAGUCGCUGUUGGAGAAAUACACAGCCGAGCCCAUCGAUGAUUCAUCCGAGGAGUUCAUCAAUUUCGCCGCCAUCCUCGAGCACAUCCUCAGCCACCGAUUCAAAGGCUCUGGCAACUGGUUCGAUGGACAGAGGAGUUACUGGGACUACGUCCGCCUGGCAUGUGCCAAAGUCCCCAACAGCUGCAUCGGCAGCAUCGAGAGCAUGGAAAACAUCAGCACGUCACGAGCCAAGGGCCGAGCCUGGGUGAGAGUCGCCCUGAUGGAGAAGAGACUGUCUGAAUACAUCGUUACUGCUCUGAGGGACAGCAAAACAACCAGGAGGUUAUACGCAGAAGGAGCCGUCAUGUUGAGGGAGGAAGCCACAGUUCUUACGGGGAUGCUCAUCGGUCUCGGAGCCAUAGACUUCAGUUUCUGUCUUAAGGGGGAGGCCUUGGAUGGAAAAUCUGCAGCAGUGAUCGAUUACACACCGUACUUGAAAUUCACACAAAGCUACGACUACCAGAGUGAUGAUGACGAUCAGCACAGUGUCGACAGCAGCAUGAGCGAUGACAGCGUCCCCGAUCACCCCUACGUCCCCCUGGUCACUGACGAGGAGAGCUGGAGCACAAAGUGUCGCAAGAUGGAGCAGAGGUUCAAGAUUGUCAACGCUCAGAAGGGUUACCUGGAGGAGCUUGUGCGCCUGCGUGAGUCCCAGCUGAAGAACACGGAGUCGGAGAACAAGAGCCUGAAGAGUCGGCUGGAGGAGAUACAGAGCCAGAGCCAUCUGGAGAAGAAGGAGCUGGAGGCCGUCGUCCUGGAGCUUCAGGAGCAACUGACAAGCUUGAUUCCAUGUGAUUCCAAUCAUCUGGCCAAAAACCUCUCGAUCCCCCUGAUCAACCAGUGGCCGGCACUGCAGCCGUACAACAACCAGGAGGACGUCAAGCUGUUCCGCAGGAGGAGCUUCCCCAGCACGGAGCUUCUGUCAGUGGAGCUCAGCCUGGAUUCAGACUCUCAGAGGAUUGGGAAACAGAACGGAGACUGGUGCACAGAAAAGGACUACACCCCCUCCAUGAUGGGCCUGUGUGGGUCCUUGGCCUCCAUCCCGAGCUGCAAGUCUCUAACAAGCCUCAAGUCCAGUGAGUGCCUGGUUGACAUCAGCACAGAAAACAGUCCUGCGCUCUCUCCCAGCUAG
Molecule: messenger RNA, 1284 nt
Organism: Limanda limanda (common dab)
Lineage: Eukaryota; Metazoa; Chordata; Actinopteri; Pleuronectiformes; Pleuronectidae
Gene: rundc3ab
Product: RUN domain containing 3Ab
Exons: 11
Coding region: 22-1284 (420 amino acids)
Cellular component (GO): cytosol
Source: RefSeq, a predicted model, not a curated record